Messenger RNA from Durio zibethinus, 3594 nucleotides. RefSeq names its product glutamate receptor 2.7-like. Gene Ontology annotation, molecular function: ligand-gated monoatomic ion channel activity. Gene Ontology annotation, cellular component: membrane. The record is from RefSeq and is a predicted model, not a curated record. Lineage: Eukaryota; Viridiplantae; Streptophyta; Magnoliopsida; Malvales; Malvaceae.
UUAUAGUUCCAGGCCUCUUCCCACAAACCAUUGCCAACAACCAUCGUCAAAGCCAUUAGGCUUUUGUUCGAUCGGCCUUGAACACAUUUGGCUUCAGCCGUAUCUUUUGAUUUUUCCUUAGCAGAGCUCCGAGUUGUAGAAUGCCCCAAUGAUUUAGUCUAAAACCUGUGGCUGCUACGCAGCUGACUUUUAUUAUUAGGCAGACAGAAAGAAAAGUAUAUGGACCAAGAUUCCUAGCAAUUGCAUACUUCUUCUAUUAUAAAUACUUUUGCUGCAACAGAAUAGUAAGAGAACUACUUGGCAAGAAAAAAAAACAAUGAAAAAGUUGAAAAUCCAACUGCCUUUCCCACUCAUUUCAGUUAACAAAAUCUCCACAUCUUACCUUCUCUUCCCUCUACUCUCUGUGCCUUUCCUUCUCUUCCUCAUCCAUGGAACUGAAGCUGCCAACAUUAAAAACGUUACAGAAACCCGAAUUGGUGCAAUCAUUGAUGCUAAUUCCAGGAUCGGAAAAGAACAAAAAACUGCCUUGGAAAUUGCGGUCGGAAACUUCAACUUUAAUAACUCAAGGAACCAAAAGCUAUCUCUUUACUUCCAGGAUCCUGGAAGAGAACCAUUUAAAGCGGCUUUGGCUGCUGAAGAACUGAUUAAGAAAAAAAAGGUUGAAGUAAUUGUUGGUAUGGACUCAUGGGUGAAGGCAGCUUUGGUUGCUGAUGUUGGAACCCAGGCUCAAAUUCCAAUUCUUUCGUUUGUAUCACCGGCUAUGACACCACCAUUGGCAGCAAUUCGUUGGCCUUUCUUGAUAAGAAUGGCUAGCAAUGGUGUUGAACAAAUGAGAUGCAUUUCAGCUCUUGUUCAGUCCUACAAUUGGCGAAGGGUCGUAGCCAUCUAUGAAGAUGGUACAUAUGGUGGUGAUUCAGGAAACUUAGCCCUUUUAUCAGAGAAUCUACAGAAAGUUGGUUCACAGAUUGAGCAUAGCUUGGUUCUACCUCCAUUUUCAUCAUUAUCUGAUCCUAAAAGGUUCAUUCAGGAAAAGCUAAGGAAGCUAAUAAGAACAGGAAUACAAUCUCGGGUUUUUAUUCUACUAAAGUUGUCACCACCUAUGACAAUUCAUUUGUUCAGAGAAGCAAAGGAAAUGGAACUUGUAGGGAGAAACACAGCUUGGAUACUUUCAGAUUCCAUUACAAGCUACCUGGACUCAUUCAACCAUUCUGUUAUUUCCUCUAUGGAAGGUGCUUUAGGUAUCAAAGAAAACUAUUCUGAAGAAAGUUCAUCUUAUUCGAAAUUUUAUGCUCAAUUUAGGGAAAUUUUCCUAUCCAGGUAUCCGAAUGAAGAUGAGUUUAAGCCCGGAAUUCAUGCUCUUAGAGCUUAUGAUAGCAUUAAAGCCAUUGAAUUGGCCAUGAAAAGAACUAGUAACCGUAGGAGUGAAAAAUUGUUGUUAAGAAAUAUCUUAUCGAUCAACUUCAAUGGUUUAAGUGGUAAAAUAAGCUUUAAAGCAGGGGAGCUGAACCAAACUCAGAGCUUAAGAAUCGUAAAUGUUGUUGGAAAGAAAUACAAGGAGAUUGACUUUUGGUUGCCGAAAUCUGGAUUCUCAAAGACUCCUAGUGAAGGAGAAAAUAGUGGUGCCAAUGAUGGUGAAACUGUAAAAGCUUUGGCUGGGAUAGUGAUUUGGCCAGGGAACUCACUUGAAGAUCCAAAAGGAUGGGCAAUGCCUACAGCUGAAAAACCAAUGAAAAUUGGGGUUCCUGUGAGAACAUCAUUUGAAGAGUUUGUGGAGUUUCUCUCCGGUACUCGACCUACUGGUUUCUGUAUUGAUCUUUUCGAUGAGGUGCUGAAGAGUCUGGAUUAUGAUCUACCAUAUGAAUUUGUGCCUCAUAGUGGCUCCUAUGAUGAUCUCAUUUUUUAUGUCUCUAACAAGACAUUUGAUGCUGCUGUUGGUGAUAUAACAAUACUAGCUGAAAGGAUGGAGCUCGUGGAAUUUACUCAGCCUUUUGCGGAAUCAGGACUGUCAAUGAUAGCUCCAGCAAAGUCUGAUUCGGAAUGGAUGUUCAUGAAGCCUUUCGCACCAGAAAUGUGGGUGGUGACCGUUGCCUUGUUCAUCUACACAAUGUUCGUAGUUUGGUUCUUGGAGCAUCGCUCAAAUCCAGAAUUUAGAGGAGCAUUGAAGAAUCAAAUCAGCACUGCACUUUGGUUCACCUUUUCUUCUCUGUUCUUUGCUCACAGGGAGAGAAUAUAUAGCAACUUCACUCGGGUGGUGGUCUUAGUGUGGCUUUUUCUUGUAUUUAUCUUGACCUCAAGCUAUACUGCUAGUCUGUCUUCAUUGCUUACCGUCAAAGAGCUAGAAUCAAAUCUAAAUAUCGAAUCAGUGAGAGAGCGAGGCUCAUAUGUUGGUUGUGAUAAUGAUUCCUUUAUCAAGAAUUACCUGAAGAAUGUGCUUACCUUCAAACAAGAACAAAUAUAUAUCUUGAACAGUAGCGAAUCCAGUUACGUAGAAGAAUUCAAAAACAAACGGAUAGAUGCAGCCUUUCUUGAAGUCCCAUAUGAAAAUGUUUUCCUGAAUAAGUAUUGCAAGGGAUACGCAUCCAUUUCACCAACCUAUAGAUUUGGAGGUUUUGGCUUUGCAUUCCAAAAAGGCUCUCCCAUAGCUGCUGAUUUUUCUAGAGCCAUUCUGAACCUAUCAGAGAAUGGAAAAUUGACAUCAUUGGAAACAAGUUUGUUUUCUUCCUCUUCCGAGUGUAAUGCAGCAAACACGAAAAUUGAAAGUUUGAGCCUCCACAGCUUUUGGGGUAUCUACGCUAUAUCAGCUGCCACUUCAACUCUUUGCUUUCUAAUAUUCUUACUUAGGCUACUAAAGAAUUUUCGGCAUCAGCAAGAAGCAUUCAGAGACCAUGCUACUCCAGGAAGAAAUGGCACUUGGAACAAGACUGUUGGACUUGCAAAAUACUUCUACAAAGGUGAAGUUGAUAUUCCAAGAAGUUUCAGAAGCACUUCAACUUCUUUUCGAGCAGAGAGUUUAAAUCAACGGAGAUCUUCAAAGUGGGAUUAUGUGAGUCACUCUGACAUCCAGGAGGAUCUCCCGGACUCCUCAUCAGCAGAUAAGAUUGAAAUGCUAUGAUGUUUUUGCUGAAAAAGAUUAGGAAGAAGAAAGAAGAAAUCUAUGCUGAUCAAUAGAUCGACAGCUUUUAUAUUCCCAUCAUAGCUGCAGCAUAACAUAGCUACUUGUUUUAUUUUAGUAGACAAAUGUGAGGAACUUUCAAAUUUAAAUUUUAGGUACACUUUAUAUAGGGCUAUAUUGUGUAAAAAGUUCAAAGAUAAAUGACUUACCCAAACCAUUUAUAGUUUCAUGAAUGACUUGAGCGUAUUACCCCCACUAACCUGAUGGAAAGUAAUUUGUAGCUUUGUAAUUACAAAUUUUGACAAAGCUUAUAGAAUGAUUAAAUGCACCAUUAUUUUACUAUAACCAAGCAUAAAAAAGUUAUCUUCGCAAGUGUCUUAACUCUUAAGUUAUUUUAGGUGGUAACUCGAGGUAAAAAAAAAUUAUGCUGAGUUUUCCUAAAUUGAAUGUAAUGAUUCUCGGUCGUAGUUCUCAAGUUCUAG